UUCAGGUGCCAGGAGUGGGCAGUGAUGGAGCCUGAUCCUGAUGAGUGGACAAAAGGGCUGCCUGCCUGUCCCUGUACACGGAACCAGGUUCUGGAGGAUCUUUCAUUUAUGCAGGAUACAUCUGUGCCUAGUCCAACUGUGGUGAGGCUGAGGGGUCAGCGGUGGGGGAGUGCACAGGGGCAGACCUUCCGCUCAGUCCUCACCAAUAUAUAUGGCUCAGGGAAGAGGUGUGUGUAUGAACCUGAUGGUGCCCUGCUAGCUGGAUACAAUGAACGCUACUUCUCUGGAGACAGCAUACAGAAACAUAUUGAUGAAGAUCUCCUGCCCUUUCAGUGGUGUUGUAUUGAGUCUCCACUUUGCCACUUUUACCUCGACAAGAGGCCGCUGGACCGCUGUCAAGGUUACAGCUGGACUAGACCUGACGGCUUCACCCAAUCCAAGAAGGUGACACAGGGUAUAGCAAUGGUGUAUGGCAGCCUCCAUUUCAUCACCUUUGAUGGGAGAACGUACUCCUUCAAGGCCCUGGGAGAGUUUGUGAUAUUGCGUCUCUCAUCUGCCACCGGCUCUAAUAUCUUCACCCUGCAAGGACAGAUUGACAGGCUACACCCAGACGCAAACAGGAUCACUGAAGUCCCAGCGGUGGUGCGCAUGGCUGCCUUCUACCAAGGCAUUGGCAAGAUUGAAUGGAGGAGUUCAGAGCAGGACAGCGGACUGCGAGUUUUGGUGGAUGACGUUGAAGUCCCAGUCACCGUUGGUCUUGUACAUGCCAGUAAGAAUAACUUUGCAGUGCGCUGUACUGAACUGAACCGCUGCGCGGCUGUGUACGCCAACGGCCUCCACGUGGUGGUGUGGCGAAGCGUGGGCAGCAAUCAGCUGUGCGCCAUAGUGGAGGUUCCUGAGACCUUCUUCAACCGCACCGUGGGUCUCAUGGGCCUCUGGAGUGCCAACCCCUCUGAUGAUUUCCUCAUGUCCAAUGGCAAGGUCAUUCGCUCGACAGAUGUCAGCACCCCUGCAGAGGAAAAACUGCAUCCCUUUGGUUUGUCCUGGGCAGUCCCAGGCCCAGAGAGCCUAUUGUCCUCUCAAACUCCUAAUAAUUCACUGGUGGUCACCCCCAUUGAGAACCUGCUGAAAAGCCUCAGUCCUGUUGAGAUUGAAGAGCUGACAAGAACCUGUAAAAGCAGCAUGCAAUGUGUCCAUGACACAGUAGCAACCAGUGUCCCUGAACUGGGCCAGGAGACUCUGAAGGCUGAGACAGAAUUUCAAAAUCUGGCCCUGAUCAAAGGUAACAUGCCUCCCAUAGUGACACAGCCCACAGUGAUCCGCUCUCAGGUCAAAUCCCAGGUCAGCGUUCAGAUCAUGGCUGAGGAUGCCAACAGAGACAGCAUCACUUAUUCGCUGCUCUUACCCAGGCCUCCACAAGCUUCGAUCGACAGCGGUAAUGGCCAGCUGACGUGGACCCCUCUAAGCACCCAGCCUGUCCAGCUGAGCAUCAAGGUCAGUGACAAACUGAGCAGCUCCCUGUUCACUCCCAUCCUGCGUGUCUGCAACUGCCUCAACGGAGGAACCUGCCAGUAUGACAGCAUCGCUGAAAACCAUCUGCAGGGAAAGUUUCAGGUGGUGGGGUGUCUGUGUCCAAAGGGAUUCAGUGGGAAAUUCUGUGGGAACACCACAGAUUUAUGUCGAGGCAAACCCUGUUUCCGAGGAGUGCAGUGCCGGUCAGAGUCUGGCCAGUUCACCUGCGGUGAAUGUCCAGAUAACACUUUCACUAAUGGGAAAAAAGGAUACAAGUGCUUUGAAAGUAACAUGUGCAUCCCUCCUUUUCCCUUCCCCUGCCACAAAUAUGCUUAUUGCAACAGCACAAAACAGAGCUACACCUGCACAUGUAUGGAAGGCUUUAAUGGAGAUGGACACAACUGCACAGAUAAAGACGAGUGCGUGGAGAUUAUGGCUUGUGAAAAUGCCAAGUAUGAGUGUAAGAACAAGAUUGGUACCUAUGAAUGCAUCUGCAGAUAUAAAAACUCCAAGGAUGCUGAAGGAUGUGGUGACUCUCCCAAUCCCCCAGGCUAUAACAUGUUCAAUGUCUCUGUGGUCUGGAAAAAGAACCCAGCUGGUGGGAUCCAACAGUUGGAUGACAUGUUAACCAAAGGUUUUACAAACAAGUAUUAUAACCUCACCGAGAUCAAUCAGGGAUUCACGCCGGAUGUGCUUGAAUAUCGAAUCAAAGUGUCCAGUGACACCCCCCACUGGUACAUCACAGACUACCUGACCAGAGUCAGCAGCCACUAUGGCAUCCAUGCCAUAGAAGUUAAUGACGUGGAUGAGUGUAAUAGUAACGAGCAUACGUGUGCCCAUCCUGCUCUGUGCAUCAACACCUACGGUGGCUACAGGUGUAUUUGCAACGGGACUGAAGUGGAUAAAAACCAGUCCUGCAUCAUAGACAGCGGCGAAGUGAAUGACACAGAGAUAAACCUGGUCCUGGGGCUGGUUCUGGGCAUCUGCAUCCCUCUGCUGCUGCUACUGCUCCUGGCUGUUCUGGCCUGCUUCUUCUGCUGCCGCAAGAAGACUGUUACUGGAGAAAUCCCCCACCUGUAUCCAAACUACAUCCCGGAGCAGUACAACCCUCCACCCUUCAACUAUUCAGACCCGGCUCUGCAGUACAUGACUCACUGCAGCCCUCGAGUCCUAGACAACUACAUACCAAGGCAGCGCCAUAGAUAGCACACGGUUACAGCCACAUACAUCACACGCACAUUUGCAUCUUAUCAACCACAACAUUAAAACCACAUACAGUACAAAAUUAUGCCACCCUCGUGCCCCAGAUCACCUCUCAGCCAUCAGCGCGUCGACAUGGGACCUCUUGAUGAGGUGUCCUGUGGUGUCGAGUGGUGGGACUUCAGCAGUGGAUCAUUGCGGCUGUGAGCUGUUUAGGGGCAUCCUCAGUGUCUCUUAUGCUACAUGCAUCAAUGCAUCCAUGCCAAAGGAAACCUUGUGUAAAAUUAUCGUGAAUUAGUCCGGUAUGAUAAACAUCACUAAUUCACGCCCCAGGGACGCCAGGGGGCUGUCACUUCCCCUAACAGUGGUUUUAAUGUUGUGGCUAAUCAUUAGGUGUUUAAAAAUGUUGAGAUGACUGAUUUUGAUUUAUCCCAUCACAAACAAGUAAUCAAACCCGAGUGACUUUAAAAGACAGUUAUUUCCAAUCCUCUCCAUUGAUCCAGUGAAAGAUGUGCCAAGUUCGAACUGGAAGCGUUUUUUCCGCCUGAACAACAGUUUAGAGUCAGAGUCUUACCCAGCAGAAUUCGACAACCUCUUGGCUGGAGACGCUGAUGAAAAGUAAACCACUGCAGUGGUCCUUGGUUUCCAGCUGACCCAACGCCAAUGGCUUGUUUGAUAGCAACAUUAGCAUUUGUCAGAAUACCUGAUGUCAGGAUCUGUUCACAAUAAAUUAAGUAAAAUUAAUCCCUACUGGCAAAACCAGCAGCACUCAUACCCAGUAAAACACAAUAAAUUCAAUUUGUGUUAUUAUUCUGCCGAGACUUCAAUCCAUGAAAAGUAGAUGUCGCUGUUUUUUAAAAGGCAUUUAUCUGCUGUGAAAGUGACACCCUUUAUUGUUUAUUGAUUGACUGUGUCCCGAUAAAUUUAACAAAGCAAGAGUGAUUCAGUGCUGCAGCUGGAAGCUGUCAGUCAUAAAACCUCCCAGACUCUGCAAGUAAGAACUAUUUCUAAGUCUAAAUAAAAUGCCACUUUAGCAACUGUGUGGUUUACUGAUAUUGUUUCAAGAGCAGAAAGGGUGGAUGCAAUGAAUUUUGAUAUUGCAUCAACCAUGUCACUUUAUAAUGCUGGAUACAAAAUGAUUGUUUGGCUAAGGAUAGUACAGAUGUGCAAACAUCCUCUUGCCAGCUGAUACGAGUCAUAUUGAAGGUGCUGACAGCUGGAUCAUGCUAAAAGAAUUCAACUAUUCAAUUCAGUUUUAUUUA
Messenger RNA from Oreochromis niloticus (Nile tilapia), 3974 nucleotides. RefSeq names its product mucin-like protein. The coding region runs from base 25 to 2718 and encodes 897 amino acids. Gene Ontology annotation, cellular component: membrane. The transcript has 17 exons. The record is from RefSeq and is a predicted model, not a curated record. NCBI's taxonomy places the organism in Eukaryota, Metazoa, Chordata, Actinopteri, Cichliformes, Cichlidae. Gene Ontology annotation, molecular function: ErbB-2 class receptor binding; calcium ion binding.